Messenger RNA from Zingiber officinale, 1825 nucleotides. Its product is annotated as probable polygalacturonase. The record is from RefSeq and is a predicted model, not a curated record. The coding region runs from base 16 to 1755 and encodes 579 amino acids. Gene Ontology annotation, molecular function: polygalacturonase activity. Lineage: Eukaryota; Viridiplantae; Streptophyta; Magnoliopsida; Zingiberales; Zingiberaceae. The transcript is spliced from 4 exons. Gene Ontology annotation, biological process: carbohydrate metabolic process.
AUUGCUGCGCAUGUGAUGGAGCUCGAAGGGCACUUGGUGUUUGUCGACUUGCGAAUGAAUCCCCGUGCGUUUCGUCUCGGCGCUUGCUUCCGCCUUCGUCACGGGAGUGGAUUCCACCGAUGCGAUAUAUGGCCCGUGAGCGUGCAUGCCAACAGCGGCGCGAGCAGUGGCAGUUUCUAUAAAUGGUCUCCUCUCCACUUGCAUGAGCUACUCGACUCGCUCUCUCACGGCCUCCUCUGUUUCUGUGUUUUCUGUGUUGUGUGUUUUUUUACUAUGGAGUUGCAGAAGCGCAAUGGCGUCUCACUUCCGAAGAUUCUGGCGACGUGGCUGCUUCUGCUGGCGGCAUCCGCCGGCCCGGCGGAAUGCAUAAGGGAGAAUCCCAGCUUCUCCGAACAGGACGAAGGAGGCGGCGGUGGCGGAGCAGCGGAGGAGUUCCGCUACUCCGCCGCCUCCUGCCGGACGCACACGGCUUCGCUGGCCGACUUCGGCGGGGUGGGCGACGGCGUGACCUCCAACACGGCGGCGUUUGGUGACGCUGUCGCCCACCUCAGUCAGUUCGCGUCCGACGGCGGGGGGAUGCUCUUCGUCCCCGCCGGACGGUGGCUCACUGGCCCGUUCAACCUCACCAGCUCCUUCACCCUCUUCCUCCACCGCGACGCGGUCAUCCUUGCCACCCAAAACGUGAACGAGUGGCCGGUGAUUGAUCCCCUGCCUUCUUACGGCAGAGGCAGAGAUCAUCCCGGCGGACGAUACAGCAGUCUCAUCGGAGGGUCAAAUCUCACCGAUGUCAUCAUCACAGGGGACAACGGAACGAUCGAUGGACAAGGUGCGACGUGGUGGUCCAAGUUCCAUGGCAACAAGCUCAAGUACACGCGCGGAUACCUCAUCGAGCUGAUGCACUCCGAUCAAAUCUUCAUCACGAACCUCACGCUGCUGAACUCCCCUGCGUGGAACAUCCACCCGGUUUACAGCAGCAACAUUGUCAUUUCGGGGAUCACAAUUCUUGCGCCGGUCCACUCGCCGAACACCGACGGGAUCAAUCCAGACUCGUGCUCGAACGUGCGGAUCGAGGACUGCUACAUCGUGUCCGGCGACGACUGCGUGGCGAUCAAGAGCGGGUGGGACGAAUACGGCAUCGCGUACGGCAUGCCUAGCCAACACAUCCUCGUCCGGCGCCUCGUCUGCGUCUCGCCCACCAGCGCCGUCAUCGCCCUCGGCAGCGAGAUGUCGGGCGGCAUUCGCGACGUGCGCGCCGAGGACAUCACCGCCGUCAACUCCGAGUCCGGCGUCCGCAUCAAGACCGCAAUCGGCCGCGGCGCCUACGUGCGCGACGUCUUCGUCCGCCGCAUGACCCUCGACACCAUGAAGUGGGUCUUCUGGAUGACCGGCAACUACAAGUCGCACCCGGACGACAAGUACGACCCCAACGCCAUCCCCGUAGUCGACGGAAUCAGCUACAGCGAUGUCACGGCGGUGAACGUGACGAUGGCGGCGAGACUGGAGGGCAUUCCCGGCGCGCCCUUCACCGGCGUCUGUAUCUCCAACGUCACCGUCGCGCUGCGGAAGGCGAGGAAGCUUCCGUGGUACUGCACCGACGUGGAGGGGGUGUCAAGCGGGGUGACGCCGGUAACUUGUGCUUCCUUAGCGGAUCAGGGUACUGACAACGGCGGCAGCGGCCUGUGCCCGUUCCCGACGGAUCCGGCGCCCAUGGAGGACGUGCAACUCCAAGAGUGCGCGUAUGUAAAAACUAGCUAGUAAUAUCAACUGUGUUUUGCUGCAAAUCAGAAACUAGUAGAAAUAAGAAUUAAGAAAAUACAUUUAACCA